Molecule: messenger RNA, 10444 nt
Organism: Syngnathoides biaculeatus (alligator pipefish)
Lineage: Eukaryota; Metazoa; Chordata; Actinopteri; Syngnathiformes; Syngnathidae
Gene: chd5
Product: chromodomain helicase DNA binding protein 5
Exons: 39
Coding region: 1557-7535 (1992 amino acids)
Biological process (GO): negative regulation of transcription by RNA polymerase II; chromatin remodeling
Cellular component (GO): chromatin; nucleus; NuRD complex
Molecular function (GO): ATP-dependent chromatin remodeler activity; DNA binding; ATP binding
Source: RefSeq, a predicted model, not a curated record
AUAUAUAUAUAUAUAUAUAUAUAUUUUUUAAGCGUGAUCAGGAAGCAGAGGGAAAUGGUAAGGAGAAACAUGUUCAAGAAAUUGAAUGCCUUGGAAAAUACGUUCAAUUUUUUGGCAGGGUUUUUUUUUGUGACUUUAACUCAAACAAUAUUUCAAAACAUUUUCACCAGUACAGUGAUAAUUACAAUGCAAUAUCCAUAAGUUAUUUUACACAUUUUUGUUGUUGUUGCAAGUACAGUAAUAUAGUAAUGCCACCAAUAACACUACUUCAAAAUUACAACUACAUCUCAUGUAUGUAUAUUCGGGGGUGUUUUCUUUUUUUACCCAAAUUAAUAAUUUUGCAAUGUUUCUGCGCAUGUACAUUAUGGAUACUAAUGCCCUUAAAAUUUAACUGUACAUUUGAAAGUGACAAAACUAAUAGUAUGAAACACUUAAAAAUGUUAUCUUAAAAGUAAUUUGCAAUAUUUUAUAUUUUCAUUUUGCCGCAAUGAAAAUAUAUAUAUUUUUGCAAGUAGCAAUGGGAAUUAUAAUGCUCACCAACAACACUAAAACAUCUUGAAUGGAGAUUAAACUGCCUAUAUUUUCCAAGUUGCGAUGAAAAUUAAAAGGUUAAAAAUAAAAACUUGAGGUGCAUUUAAAAUGGAUUUAACGGCUAUUUGUGUAUUCGUGAUUAAAAACGUUUAAAUCUUGAAAAGGAAUAUUAAAUGAAAUAGUGUGCAUGGGGGACCCCGUGUUGAUGCUGAAGUAACCAUAGCAACCACGGAGCUUGUCUCCUUGGGCAGCGUUCACUUCGGCCGCAUUUGGAAAACCUCCAAAAAUUGGAAUAAUCAUAACUGGAACGUCCUCGACCUAUCAGGAAUUUAUUAGCAUCCAUAUAUGGUUGCAAGAUUAGUCGUGUCUUGGAUUUUGUGGGUGCGUGUCUGUGUGUGUGUCGGCUCGAAGGGGGAGGGGCUUCUUUUUUUGAGUCCGCAGCAGAGAAGUUUGGCGCUCAAUUGUGCGGACGCCUGGCGGGAAAGCAGCAAUUUUUUUUCACCGUUUUUAAUUUGGAUUUUUUUUUGUUUUGUUUUGUUAAAAAAAAAGCUUUUUUCUUUCGCGACCUAGCGGAUAACUCUGCCGGCAUGCCUAACUAGUUGUGGGCUGGACAUUAUGGGAUGCAUCGUCAUGGCAACAGACCAGACGUCACAAUCUGGGCAUGUGUGUUCCAUUCGCCCCCCCCACCCCCUUCUUCUUAUGUGUGUGUGUGUGCGUGAUUCUUUUUUUUCCAGACUGGCAGCCCAUUUUUUUUUUGUGUGUGUGUGUACUUUUUUUUAAAUUAUUUUUUUUGUUUUUUUUGCUUCGAGAGACCCAUGAGCGGAUCAUCAUCACAUGUGAAUGUUCUUGUUUUGUCAUCACAGAGCUGCGGAUUUAGCGGCGGCUGACGAGAAGAGGAAGAGAAGGAGGAGGAGGAGGAGGAGGAGGAGGAGGAGGAGAGCGGCGUGCCGAGGGUUAACUUUCACUAUUGUCAGCAGCCUAAAAGGGGGCUUUUUGGAGGAGGAGGAGGGGGCGAUGAGAUCAAGAUGCCCGGGUCGCUGAGCAAUGAAGACGAGGCGCAGGACGACAUGGAUUUUGACGACGAGAUGCCAGACGAGGAGGACGUGCGCACGGCGCUGCCCCUGGCGUCCAUCGGCAGCUUCUUCUCGGACGACGACGACUCCUUCAAGCAGCAGCAGAAGAAGAAGACCAAGAAGAUGAAGGAGGGAAAAGUGGCCAAGGUCAAGAAGCGGAGAAAGGAGGGAGGCAUCCAGGUGAACGCGGACAGCGAGCAGGACCACGCGUCCGAGGCGGACGCAGAGGACGCCGACCGUCCCGAGCGAGGCUCCGGGAGCGAGAGCAGCAUGUUCAGCCCAAACAAGAAGAAGAAGAAGAAGCCCAGGGAGAAGAAAGAGAGGAAGCCCAGGAGGAAGAAGCGGGACGAGGAGGACGACGACGACGACGACGACGACGGGACGAUGAAGGAGCCCAAAUCGUCCAGCCAGCUGAUGCACGAGUGGGGCCUGGAGGACGUCCAGUACGGCUUCACCGAGGAUGACUACAAGACUAUCACCAACUACAAAGCUUUCAGCCAAUUCCUCAGGCCUCUCAUCGCCAAGAAGAACCCCAAGAUCCCCAUGUCCAAGAUGAUGACGGUGCUGGGGGCCAAAUGGCGAGAGUUCAGCGCCAACAACCCGUUCAAGGGCGCGUCCGCCACCGCCGUGGCCGCCGCCGUGGCCGCCGCCGUGGAAACGGUCACCGUGGCGCCUCCCGCCUCCGGCGGCCAGCUCGGCGCUCAGCUCGGGCCCGUCAAAAAAGCCAAAACCAAAGAGGGCAAAGGGCCCGGGGCCCGCAAGAGAAGCAGGAGUGCGAAAGACGUGAAGAAGAAAGCGAAGCCGAAGAAGACCAAAUCCAAGUCGGGCCAAAGCGGGAAGAAGAAGAAGGCGUCUUCGAGCGACGAAGACUUCCCGGACGAGUCAGACUUUGACGACAUCAGCAUCCUCAGUGCCUCGGUGCUUUGUGACGCCUCAGGGGCCGCCGCCGCCACCGCCGCGGCGAAGAAGAAGGCCAGGCGCGGGCGCAAAAAGAGGAAAAAGGAGGACGGCGACGGCUACGAGACGGACCACCAGGACUACUGCGAGGUGUGUCAGCAGGGCGGCGAGAUCAUCCUGUGCGACACGUGUCCACGGGCGUACCACCUGGUGUGCCUGGAGCCCGAGCUGGAGCAGGCCCCCGAAGGCAAAUGGAGCUGCCCCCACUGUGAGAAGGAGGGCAUCCAGUGGGAAGCCAAAGACGAGGAGGACGAGGAGGAGGAGGAGGAGGUGGCGGCGGCGGGCGAGGAAGAGGACGACCACAUGGAGUUCUGCCGGGUGUGCAAGGACGGCGGCGAGCUGCUGUGCUGCGACACCUGCCCGUCGUCCUACCACAUCCACUGCCUCAACCCGCCGCUGCCCGAGAUACCCAACGGCGAGUGGCUGUGUCCGCGCUGCAUGUGCCCACCCCUCAAAGGCAAAGUGCAAAAGAUCAUGCACUGGACGUGGGGCGACGCCCCGCUGCCGGCCGAGUCGCCCGAGGGCCCGGGCCCGGACGGCCGGCCCGCCGCGGACCCCUUGAGCAAGCCGCCCCUCAAGGGCCACCCCGAGAGGGAGUUCCUGGUCAAGUGGGCCGGGCUGUCGUACUGGCACUGCUCCUGGGUCAGCGAGCUGCAGUUGGAACUGUACCACACGGUGAUGUACCGCAACUACCAGCGCAAGAACGACAUGGACGAGCCGCCGCCGUACGAUUACGGCUCGGGCGAGGAGGAGCUGAACAGCGACAAGCGGAAGAGCAAAGACCCGCAGUACGCCGCCAUGGAGGAGCGCUUCUACAGAUACGGCAUCAAGCCCGAGUGGAUGAUCAUCCACCGCGUGCUCAACCACAGCUUUGAUAAAGACGGGGACGUCCACUACCUGAUCAAGUGGAGGGACCUCCCUUACGACCAGUGCACGUGGGAGGUGGACCGCUUCGACGUGCCCGAAUACGACAGCCAUAAAGCGUCCUACUGGGACCACAGGGAGCAAAUCUUAGGCGAGGAUCAGCGCCCCGUUGUUGCGUCCAAGCUCAAGGAGGAGCCCCCAAAGAGGGAGAUCCCCCCAGACGCUCCCAUCAUAGACCCCACCAUCAAGUUCGAGCACCAGCCGUGGUACAUCAACGCCACCGGGGGGACGCUGCACCCGUACCAGCUGGAGGGCCUCAACUGGCUGCGCUUCUCCUGGGCGCAGGGCACCGACACCAUCCUGGCCGACGAGAUGGGCCUGGGCAAGACGGUCCAGACCAUCGUCUUCCUCUACUCGCUUUACAAAGAGGGUCACUCCAAGGGUCCCUUCCUGGUGAGCGCGCCGCUGUCCACCAUCAUCAACUGGGAGCGCGAGUUCGAGAUGUGGGCCCCCGACUUCUACGUGGUGACCUACACCGGAGACAAGGACAGUCGCGCCAUCAUCCGGGAGAACGAGUUCACCUACGAGGACAGCGCCGUCAAGCUGGGACGCAAAGCCUUCCGGAUGAAGAAAGACACGCCCAUCAAGUUCCACGUGCUGCUGACCUCCUAUGAGCUGAUCACCAUCGAUCAGGCCAUCCUGGGAUCCAUCACCUGGGCCUGCCUGGUGGUGGACGAGGCCCACCGGCUGAAGAACAACCAGUCCAAGUUUUUCAGAAUCCUCAACGGGUACAAGAUCUACUACAAGCUGCUCCUCACUGGGACUCCACUUCAGAACAACCUGGAGGAGCUUUUCCACCUGCUCAACUUCCUCACGCCGGAGCGCUUCAAUAACCUGGAGGGCUUCCUGGAGGAGUUUGCCGACAUCUCCAAGGAGGACCAGAUCAAGAAGCUCCACGACCUGCUGGGCCCUCACAUGCUCAGGAGGCUCAAGGCGGACGUCUUCAAGAACAUGCCCGCCAAGACGGAGCUGAUCGUGCGGGUGGAGCUCAGCCCCAUGCAGAAGAAGUACUACAAGUUCAUCCUGACGCGGAACUUCGAGGCCCUCAACUCCAAGGGGGGCGGCAACCAAGUGUCGCUUCUCAACAUCAUGAUGGAUCUGAAGAAGUGCUGCAACCACCCCUACCUCUUCCCCGUGGCGGCCGUGGAGGCCCCCGUUUUGCCCAACGGCUCGUACGACGGCAGCCAGCUAGUGAAGUCGUCGGGAAAGCUGACGCUGCUGCAGAAGAUGCUCAAGAAGCUCAAGGACGAAGGCCACAGAGUUCUCAUUUUCUCACAGAUGACCAAGAUGUUGGAUCUGCUGGAGGACUUUCUGGAGUUUGAAGGUUACAAGUACGAGCGCAUCGACGGGGGCAUCACCGGGGGCCUGAGGCAGGAGGCCAUCGACCGCUUCAACGCACCGGGCGCUCAGCAGUUCUGCUUCCUGCUCUCAACCCGAGCCGGAGGUCUGGGAAUCAACCUGGCCAGCGCAGACACCGUCAUCAUCUACGACUCGGACUGGAACCCUCACAAUGACAUCCAGGCUUUCAGCCGAGCGCACCGCAUCGGGCAGAACAGGAAGGUGAUGAUCUACCGCUUUGUGACGCGGGGCUCGGUGGAGGAGAGGAUCACUCAGGUGGCCAAGAGGAAGAUGAUGCUGACCCACCUGGUGGUGCGGCCCGGCCUGGGCUCCAAGACGGGCUCCAUGUCCAAACAGGAGCUGGACGACAUCCUCAAGUUCGGCACCGAGGAGCUGUUCAAGGAUGAGAUGGAGGCGGCCCGCAACAUGGGUGGUGACAACAAAGACGGCGAGGAGGGCAACGUGAUCCACUACGACGACGACGCCAUCUCCAAGCUGCUGGACCGCAGCCAGGACGCCACCGAAGACACGGAGAUCCAGAACAUGAACGAGUACCUCAGCUCCUUCAAGGUGGCCCAGUACGUGGUCAAAGAGGAGGACGGUGAGGAGGAAGUGGAGCGUGAGAUCAUCAAACAGGAGGAGAACGUGGACCCGGACUACUGGGAGAAGCUCCUGCGCCACCACUACGAGCAGCAGCAGGAGGAUCUGGCCCGCAACCUGGGCAAGGGCAAGCGCAUCCGCAAACAAGUCAACUACAACGACACCACCCAGGAGGACCAAGAGUGGCAGGAUGAUGUUUCAGACAACCAGUCGGAGUACUCGGUGGGGUCCGAGGACGAGGACGAAGACUUCGAGGAGAGGCCGGAAGGUGGGCGCCGACACUCUCGCCGCCAUCUGAGGAAUGACAAAGACAAACCCUUACCCCCCCUGCUGGCCCGAGUCGGAGGCAGCAUCGAGGUGCUGGGCUUCAACGCCCGGCAGAGGAAAGCCUUCCUGAACGCCAUCAUGCGCUGGGGGAUGCCCCCCCAGGACGCCUUCACCUCCCACUGGAUUGUGCGAGACCUCCGGGGGAAGAGCGAGCGCGAGUUCAGAGCCUACGUGUCUCUGUUCAUGAGGCACCUGUGCGAGCCGGGCGCCGACGGGGCCGAGACCUUCGCGGACGGCGUCCCGCGCGAGGGGCUGUCGCGGCAGCACGUGCUCACCAGGAUUGGCGUCAUGUCGCUGGUCCGGAAAAAGGUUCAAGAGUUCGAGCACGUGAACGGAAAGCUGAGCUCGCCGGACUUGAUCCCCAUCGGCAUGGAGCUGAAGAAGCUGACCGAGAGCGUCUCCUCCGACCCCAACACGCCGCUGCAGGCCAGCCCGCUCGCCACGCAGCCCGGGACCCCAGACCAGCCAGAGAAGGCCGAAGGUCCCGUUGAGGAAAAGGACGCCGCUGAGCAAGACGCCAAGAAAGAGCAGGAACAGACGUCGUCAGAGCCGACGGCCGCCCGUGAGGAAGAGGAAGAGGCGCACCAACGCGAGGAGAAGGAGGCAGCCGACGCCGACGAGAGCAUCAAGCCGGCCCCCGAGGACCAAACGGGAGGGGGCGAAAAGGGCGGCAAACCGGCGGAGAAGGCGACCGGCGAGGACUCGCCUCGAAAUGAGAGUCAGUCCGAAGAGCCCGAGAAGCCGCCCGAGAGAGGGGACGGCGAGGAGAAGGAAAGCAAAACGGAUGAGGUGAAGAGCGAGGAGGCCUCCGCCGCCGCAGACGCUCAACUGAAUGGCGACAAAGACACGCCGGACGAACUGGACGACCCCAGGAAGGAGGACAAGAACGGAUUCAAAACCAAGUUCAUGUUCAAUAUAGCUGAUGGAGGCUUCACAGAGUUGCACACGCUGUGGCAGACGGAGGAGAGAGCGGCGCUGUCGUCCGGCAAGAUGGCCGACAUCUGGCACCGUCGCCACGACUACUGGCUUCUGGCGGGCAUCGUCACUCACGGCUACGCGCGCUGGCAGGACAUCCAGAACGACCCGCGCUACGCCAUCCUCAACGAGCCCUUCAAGACCGAGGUGCACAAGGGCAACUACCUGGAAAUGAAGAACAAGUUCCUGGCCAGACGCUUCAAGUUGCUGGAGCAGGCGCUGGUGAUCGAGGAGCAGCUUCGGCGGGCGGCCUACCUCAACAUGAGCCAGGACCCCGGGCACCCCGCCAUGGCCCUCAACACCCGCUUCACCGAGGUGGAGUGUCUGGCCGAGUCCCACCAGCACCUGUCCAAAGAGUCCCUGGGGGGCAACAAGCCGGCCAACGCCGUGCUGCACAAAGUAUUGAACCAACUGGAGGAGCUCCUCAGCGACAUGAAGGCCGACGUGACGCGGCUCCCCAACAUGUUGUCGCGCAUCCCGCCCGUGUCCGCCCGCCUGCAGAUGUCCGAGCGCAGCAUCCUGAGCCGCCUCACCAGCCGAGGAGGGGAACCGCCGCCGCAGCAGACUUUCAGCCAGGGCGGAUUCGCCUGCUCCCAGCUGUACGGAGGCACGUUUGGUGGUGCGUUCAGGGGCCCCGGUGGGCAGCCCAUGGUCAAUUACAGUCAGAUGCCUCUGGGGCCGUACGUCAGCGUGUCUAACGGUCCCCCCAGCAGCCACCUGGACAAGAAGACCUUCGAGUCCCUGCGAGACGCGGCCACACCCGACCUGAAAUCCGGCAAAGCCAGCGACGUCAUCUGCAUCGAGGACUGAAACGAGUUCUCCGCCGGGCUGCGUCCUUUUACUAUUUUAUUUUCAUUUGAUUUGAUCUUUUUUUCACUUGCAGACAUAGUGAAUCUCAAGAAUUGCACUUUGACCUUUGCAGAGGUUUUUUCUUUUUUUUUUUUAAAACUUGAUAUUUUUGACUGGAAAACCUCCGACGAGAUGUCAGGCCUGAGGUAAAAUGUGACCUUUUUUUUUUGCCUUUUUUUUCAGCGGACGCUUGAGCGCGAGUUUUCCUUUUCUGCGUCGUCGUCAUUCAAGUCGGGAUUUUAUUUUGGAAAGCCGUUUCAUGUAUGCAGUAAAUGCGUGGAAGUGCGCCACCCGCUGAUCACGACGGUCUUUACCUCACGCCGGUUGAACACGCAGAUGGCGUCGUCGACGACACCCGCAGGACUUUUGGCGCGUCGCAGCGUGUUCCGUGUGUAUGAUACUUGUGAUUGUUUCUGUUUUGAAUGUUAGUGGAUCCGAGGUUGAUCCCUGUUUGUCCCCUCAUCGGAACUGUUGGAUUUGCCUUCGUUUGGGUCUCUUGAGGGACUGCUAUGAUGAGAAAUUAAUUGCUUUUCUUGAUAUUUUUGGUAUGCCCCCACCCCAUACAGACAUACACACACAGAAAUUGACUCCUUUAUGUUUUUGUUUUGUUUAGAUUGUUUAAGACCACGAUGGGACACUUGUUUUGGCCAAAGUCCACCAAGAAUAUUUUUUAGUUGUCGUUCUAUUCCAAGUCACGAAUGUUGCUGUUUUGAAGGCCUGGAACCCUAAUUUGAAGGUCCAGUGGUUUUAAAACGGGGAUGAGGCCCUGAAUGCUCAGUUUUGGCUGCAGUUUUACAGAACCAUGAGAUGGUUUGUGCUCAAGGCUUGAAACCCAGGUGGCUGGUUUACCUUCACAAAACUCCAUUUUUAACCCUUCUAAGGAACCCUAACCCAGGCAAUUAGAAGACUCUGUAGGUACCAUCAAAGCUCAAUUUUGACUCGAGUCAAAUCUGUUUGGUAAUUUGUGUCAAAUCCAGAUUCCUGUUUUGAAAACUUGAAACCUCAACUUGAAAGUCUACUCGUAAUGAAGAAAAAACCCUUUCCAUAUAGAUUUUCUCUAAAGUCAAGAUGGCCGUUUAGUCUCAAGACUUGAAACCCUGAGCCUUGUUUGAAACCUAACCCAGGAGGUUUUAUGACAUCGAUGGGUCCAGCAAAAUGAGGUUUUGGGUUCAGUCCCUCAUUACCAUUUCUGGUUCUGUCUCACGUAACGCAUGCUAACUAAUUUGAAACCCUAACAUUGUCUUAAGACCCUCAUUAUAACCCUAAACACUAACCCAGAAAGUUUUCCAUUUGAAACAUUUGUGGUUUUGCGUCAUAUCAGGAUUGCCAUCGACCGUGAAGAAAAGUAUUUGAACACCCUGCUAUUUUGCAAGUUCUCCCACUUAGAAAUCAUGGAGCGGUCUGAAAUUUUCAUCAUAGGUGCGUGUCCACUGUGAGAAAGAUAAUCCAAAAAGAAAAAUCCAGAAAUCACAAUGUAUGAUUUCUUAACGAUGUAUUUGUGUGAUAUAGCUGCAAAUAAGUAUUUGAACACCUGAGAAAAACAAUGUGAAUAUUUAGUCCAGUAGCCUUUGUUUGGAAUUACAGAGGUCCAGCGUUUCCUGUAGUUGUUCACCAGGUUUGCACAGACUGCAGGAGGGAUUUUGGUCCACUGCUCCACACAGAUCUUCUCUAGAUCAGACAGGUUUCUGGGCUGUCGCUGAGAAACACGGAGUUUUCAGCUCCCUCCAAAGAGUUUCUAUUGGGUUUAAGUCUGGAGACUGGCUCGGCCGCGCCAGAACCUUGAUAUGCUUCUUACGGAGCCACUCCCUGGUUUUCCUGGCUGUGUGCUUCGGGUCAUUGUCAUGUUGAAAGACCCAGCCACGACCCAUCUUCAAUGCUCUGACUGAGGGAAAGAGGUUGUUCCCCAAAAUCUCACGAUACAUCGCCGCGGUCAUCCUCUCCUUAAAACAGUGCAGUCGUCCUGUCCCAUGUGCAGAAAAACACCCCCAAAGCGUGAUGCUACCACCUCCAUGCUUCACAGUAGGGAUGGUGUUCUCGGGAUGGAACUCAUCAUUCGUUUUCCUCCAAACACAGUUAGUGGAAUUAUGACCAAAAAGUUCCGUUUUGGUCUCAUUUGACAAAACUUUCUCCCAUGACUCCUUUGUAUCAUCCAAAUGGUCAUUGGCGAACUUAAGACGAGUGUUGACAUGUUCUGGUUUAAGCGGGGGGACCUUCUGUGCCAUGCACGAUGUCUUAGUGUAUUACCAAGAGUCACCUUGGAAAUGGUGGUCCCAGCUCUUUUAAGGUCAUUGACCAAGUCCUGUUGUGUAGUCCUUGGCUGAUUCCUCACUUUCUAAGGACCAUUGAGACCCCACAAGGUGAUAUCUUGCAUGGGGCUCCACUCCGAUUGAGACUUGACCGUCAUGUUUAGCUUCUUCCAUUUUCUAAUGAUUGCUCCAACAGUGGACCUUUUUUCACCAAGCUGCUCGGCAAUUUCUCCGUAGGCCUUUCCAGCCGUGUGGAGUUGUACAAUUUUGUCUCUGGUGUCUCUUUGGUCUUGGCCAUGUUACAAGUUUGAGUCUUACUCAAUGUACGGGGUGGACAGUUGUCUUUAUGCAGCUAACGACCUCACCCAGGUACAUGUGAUUCAGGAUAAUACAUAGAGUAGAGGUGGACUUUUAAAGGCGGACCACCAGGUCUUUGAGAGUCAGAAUUCUAGCUGGUAGACAAGUGUUCAAAUACUUAUUUGCAGCUGUAUCACACAAAUGAAUCGUUCAAAAGAAAUCAUACAUUGAGAUUUCUGGAUUUUUCUUUGUAGAUGAUCUCUCUCUCAUAGUGGACAUGCACCUACCAUGAAAUUUUCAGACCCCCUCUGUGAUUUCUAAGUGGGA